AUGCCUGUUAAACAAGUGUCUGAUGGUGGGCUAAAAAAAGAAUUGCAACAAGCAGGAGAUAAAUUAGUACUUGUUGAUUUCUUUGCAACAUGGUGUGGUCCAUGCAAGAUGAUUGCGCCCGUUAUUGAAAAAUUGAGUAGUUCUCAUCCGAAUGCCAUUUUUCUUAAAGUUGAUGUCGAUCAAUGUCAAACAGAAAGUCAAGAAUUUGAAAUUUCUGCAAUGCCAACAUUUGUUUUUAUUCGUGAAUCAAAAGAACUCGAUCGUAUUCGUGGUGCUGAUGCAAAAACAAUCGAAGCAACACUUGCUAAACAUUACAAAGACAAAUUACCAUUUGCAGGCGAAGGUCACUCGAUGUUAGACACUAGUUCAACACAAACAAGUGCUACAUCAUCAACGGCUGAAUCCGAUCAUCAACGUCUUGAAACGGCAGCUAAAGAACGUUUUGGUAACAUUGCGGGACAAACAAUGACAACGAUUCGUUUACGUUUACCUGACAUCGCAACUCCGAUUAAUAUUCGAUUAAGCAUUGACCACACAUUAAAUGAUAUUCGUCAUUUACUUUGUAGCACAAUAGAACUAUUUGAAAUAACACCAUUUGAAUUUCUCGUAUCGCCUGCUACGAAAAUCACUUUAGACGAAGAGAAUAAAACAAUCAAUGAAGCACAAUUAACAAAUGCUGUAAUAAUAGUUAAAAAACUUCCGAUGUAA
Molecule: messenger RNA, 708 nt
Organism: Rotaria socialis
Lineage: Eukaryota; Metazoa; Rotifera; Eurotatoria; Philodinida; Philodinidae
Source: the annotation of a GenBank genome assembly